This is a messenger RNA of Branchiostoma floridae (Florida lancelet), 1233 nucleotides long. Its product is annotated as SCO-spondin-like. Lineage: Eukaryota; Metazoa; Chordata; Leptocardii; Amphioxiformes; Branchiostomatidae. Gene Ontology annotation, molecular function: metalloendopeptidase activity. Gene Ontology annotation, biological process: extracellular matrix organization. The record is from RefSeq and is a predicted model, not a curated record. The transcript has 10 exons. The coding region runs from base 1 to 1233 and encodes 410 amino acids. Gene Ontology annotation, cellular component: extracellular matrix.
AUGGUUUAUCGUUGCGUUCCGGGUUGCAGCUGUCCCGAAGGGCUUGUGUUAAACGAGGAAGGGGACUGCGUUGAGAUGGCCGAGUGCCCCUGCAUAUUUGUGAACCCAUUUGAAUCUGACGAACUACAAGUACAUGUAGCCGGGACCGUCCUAAAUGUGGACUGCAAUAACUGUACUUGUGUGAACGGCCUUUUUGGGUGCCCCCCCGACUUUUGUGCCCAGGACUGCUCGUGGAACCCCUGGGAGUCCUGGGUGGAAUGUUCCCAGUCCUGGGGGGUUGGCAUGACAACCCGGCCCGGGACAUACCCACAGCCAGUUACUUUUAACGGACUGCCGAGCUGGGCAGCCUUGCCGGAAAACACCGACAUAGAAACUUGCAACCCCCAUGCCUGUUCGGUUGUUGGUGAGUGGAGCCCGUGGGGCCCAUGGUCGGACUGUAGCUCCACGUGCGGGGUGGAGGGCUAUGCCUACCGUAACCGCUCCUGUGACAAUCCGCCGCCCAAGAACGACGGCCAAACCUGCCCGGGAGACAGCGUAGAAGUGAAAGUUUGCUCCUCUCUACCGUGUGAAUGUGUGAAUGUGACUGUGAACUACACACUUCCCAACGCACCGAGCUCCAACCUGACCGACUGCUGUCCUCCCGACAUGAUCCACUCAGAAUGUGCCAACCGAUGUGGACAAAGAUGCUCCGAUGUCCAGCUUGGUGCCACGUGUAUAGAAGAUGUAGAGGAGUGCCAGCCCGGGUGCUUGUGUCCGGACCCGUACGUGUGGCACUCGGGCCUGCAGCAGUGUGUCACAGCGGACAUCUGUUACUGUGUAGUACCCGGCGACGACACGAUAUACGAGGAAGGAGAGGUCAUACAAGUUGGCUGUAAUAACUGCACCUGCACGCUGGGCCAGUUUGAGUGCGGGGACGAGCCAUGCCCGGUGGACUGUGGCUGGAGCGCCUGGUCACCCUGGUCCAUCUGCAGCGCUACGUGUGGUAACGGCACACAGAGCAGAUACAGAUCUCCCAACAACCCGUCAGCCGCUAACGGAGGCCAGCCGUGCGAGCCCGCCGCGACUGAGGAGAUCCAGCCGUGCUCUGCAGACGACUGUCCGCUGGUCUGUGAUUGGCUGGGAGAGGUCGUACCCGUGGGAGGAACAGUCGUUGUGGACUGCCGCGAAUGUAUCUGUAUGGAGGACGGGAGCGUGGUCUGCUAUGACGUCGAGCCGUCCUGCAGUCGUAAGUAA